Molecule: messenger RNA, 654 nt
Organism: Helianthus annuus (common sunflower)
Lineage: Eukaryota; Viridiplantae; Streptophyta; Magnoliopsida; Asterales; Asteraceae
Exons: 1
Coding region: 1-654 (217 amino acids)
Molecular function (GO): catalytic activity
Source: RefSeq, a predicted model, not a curated record
AUGACUUCAGGAGUUUUAGCUAAUUUUUGGGGGAACAAAAAUUUUGAGUUUGCUUGUGUGGAGUCGUCUGGGCAUUCAGGGGGCAUGGUUUGGAUGUGGGAUCCAAAAGUCUUGAAGAUUGAGGUUGUUCUCAAGAACAGGCAUUUUUUGCUCAUUAGAGGUUCGACUGUCGGCAGUGGGGAUCCCAUUAAUCUUCUUAAUGUUUAUGCUCCCCAGAACACGGUUGCGAAGAGGAACUUGUGGGAUGAGAUCUCUAGUGUCAUUGACUCGUCUGUCGGCGCGUGGGUUCUGGCAGGGGAUUUCAACUCGGUUAGCUCCGCGGAAGAAAGAAGACAUUCUAAAUUUAAACCGGUAUGUGCUAAUCAAUUUAAUGAGUUUAUUUUCAACAACGGGUUGUUGGAAUACCCUAUGCAGGGUAGGAGAUUUACUUGUGUUCGUGAUAACGGAAAAAAACUCAGCAAAUUGGACCGUUUUCUGGUAUGCUCGGAAUUUUUCAACAAGUGGCCUAAUGCUUGUGUGAGAGUCAUUCAGUGUUAUAAAUCAGACCAUAGCCCCAUCCUUUUAGAGCUUGUGGAUUUGAACUUCGGGCCUCGCCCGUUUCGGAUUUUCAAUUCAUGGAUUGAAAAGGCAGGUUUCGAGUGUGACAACCGGUAA